CCUCCUUCAAUGCGGGGAAACAGUGCACAAACAGCACCAAGAACCCCGAGCUAGCGCUGCGUUUGGCACUCCAGUUGGCGGUUCGGUCGCUGUUUUGGGGGCGGAAUUGGAAAACCUGGGGAAGAAGCUCAUCCCCGGAGAACCGGGGCAAUGAACGAGAGGAGACAGGGAAGGGAUCGGGGGGCGAAAGGUCGCAACAUCAGCUUUCUCAAAGCACAUGAUAAAGUGAGCUUUAUAACUGGUUCUCGUUUCGAGUGACAGCCGUGGGAAUAUAUCAAUUACCAGAUACCCUGCUCGGUUCUCCAUCCACUUUCUCCCUUCCAACAUCCAACAAAUCUACCAGAACCACCGGGUACAGUUGUCAACUCGGAAAAGCAGCCCACCACAUCUGAGCACCCAGGAGACAUCACACUCACCAUCAGAAAGAAAGCACACCAUGGCGCCCCGGCAGAAACGCGAAAAGGCGCCUUGCUACGUCCUCGGCGUCGGCAUGACCAAGUUCAUCAAGCCGCGCGGCAAGGUCGACUACACGGAGCUGGGCUUCGAGGCCGGCGUCAAGGCCAUGCUCGACGCCCAGAUCAACUACGACGACGUCGAGCAAGGCGUCGCCUGCUACUGCUACGGCGACAGCACCUGCGGCCAGCGCGUCUUUUACCAGUUCGGCAUGACGGGCAUCCCCAUCUACAACGUCAACAACAACUGCUCCACGGGCUCCACGGGCCUCGCCAUGGCCCGGAGCUUCGUCUCGUCCGGUGCCGCCGACUGCGUCCUCGUCGUCGGUUUCGAAAAGAUGAUGCCCGGCUCGCUGCAGAGCUUCUUCAACGACCGCGAGAACCCGACCGGCACCACCAUCAAGAUGAUGGCCGACACGAGGGGCAUCACCAACGCCCCUGGCGCCGCCCAGAUGUUUGGCAACGCCGGCAGGGAGUACAUGGAGAAGUACGGCGCCAGGGCCGAGGACUUUGCCGAGAUCGCCCGCGUCAACCACGAGCACUCAACAAAGAACCCCUACUCGCAGUUCCAGGACGUCUACACGCGCGACCAGAUCCUCCAGGCCCCCGAGAUCUUCGCGCCCCUCACCAAGCUGCAGUGCUGCCCGACCUCGGACGGCGGCGCCGCCGCCGUGCUCGUCUCCCAGGCCUUCCUCGACGAGCGGCCCCACCUCCGGGACCAGGCCGUCCUCAUCGCCGGCCAGUGCCUCGCCACCGACGCGCCCUCGCUCUUCUCCCGCUCCGCCAUCGACCUCAUGGGCUUCGAGAUGACCCAGACCGCCGUCCGCACCGCCAUGGCCGAGGCAGGCCUCACCCCGCGGGACGUCCAGGUCGUCGAGUUGCACGACUGCUUCUCCGCCAACGAGAUGAUCGUCCUCGACGCCCUCGGCCUCGCCGAGCCGGGCAAGGCUCACGAGCUGGUCCGUCGCGGCGACAUCACCUACGGCGGCAAGUACGUCGUCAACCCCUCGGGCGGCCUCAUCUCCAAGGGCCACCCGCUCGGCGCCACGGGCAUCGCCCAGUGCGCCGAGCUGGUCUGGCACCUGCGCGGCUGGGCCAACAACCGCGCCGUCCCGGCCACCACGGCCGCCCUGCAGCACAACCUGGGCCUUGGCGGCGCCGUCGUCGUCACGGUGUACCGCCGCGCCGACGGCAAGGAGGCGCCCAGGCUCGACUCGGCCACCGUCGGCAAGCUCAAUAAGCUCGGCUACAACCCGGCCGUCGAGGCCAAGGGGUUUACCGCGCAGCAGGCGGCGGCCGUUAGAAGCCGCACCAAGACGAGCGAAUGGGCGCUGCAGGAUACGGAGGAGAAGGUUGAGGCGCGAUUCUGAG
Colletotrichum destructivum is the source of this 1823-nucleotide messenger RNA. RefSeq names its product Putative thiolase. Gene Ontology annotation, molecular function: acyltransferase activity, transferring groups other than amino-acyl groups. The transcript has 2 exons. The record is from RefSeq and is a predicted model, not a curated record. The coding region runs from base 437 to 1822 and encodes 461 amino acids. NCBI's taxonomy places the organism in Eukaryota, Fungi, Ascomycota, Sordariomycetes, Glomerellales, Glomerellaceae.